This is a messenger RNA of Paramecium sonneborni, 1618 nucleotides long. NCBI's taxonomy places the organism in Eukaryota, Ciliophora, Oligohymenophorea, Peniculida, Parameciidae. The record is from the annotation of a GenBank genome assembly.
AUGUCUUUAGAAAGAGUGAGAAAGAGUCUUCAAAUAAUUUUUGGAAUUGAGAGUAACUAAACAACAAGGGAACCUUUAAUUUAAGAAAGAAUAUAAUAAGAGUUUGUGUUUGAUUCUAAAAAUAAUGAUUAGCAUUAAAACAAAUUUUUAAUUGUGAAUCAAUAAAGAAAGAGAUCUAAUUAAUAUUUUUAUGCUAUAGAUAGAUUAAAGUCAUUUUAUUAGAAUAAUAGAGUCUAAUCUAAUGAAUUGGAACAAAUUCCUGUCAUAAGUUAUCUUGGAGAUCUUACAGAAGUAAUUGGAUUAUUUCAAGUAAUAGAAAAAAGUAAAUUUGAAUAUGUCUCAUGCUAGAUGGAAUUAGUUAGAUCGAUUUUCAGAUAAUGACAGCGCCAAUUUUAGUUCAUCCUUAGGUGAAAAAUUAGUUCAAAAAAGUUCAAAUCUAUUAGCUAGUGUGAGUAAACAAUAAUUUAGGCCAUAUUAUAUGCAAGAAAACAAUCAAGAAAGUUUUAAUAACUAAUUUCAAUCUAUAUAAUAAUAGCAUCAAAAUAAUAUAUAAUAAUCUCAAAAACAAUAAACCAUUUUUGGCGGAAACAGAUCUAAAGUUCAUUUUAUGAGAGAAGAGAAAGAAUAAAAGUCUAAAAACAAUAAACCUGAAUCUAACUUUAAGAGAUUAGGUGGUAUUUUAGAAGAUGACUUUCUUUUACCUUCAUUUUUGAAAGAUAAAGUUCAAGAUAAAAAUGUAAGAGGAUAAGAGAUUCCAUCUAAUAAUAAGCUUUUAGAACUAUAAAACUUUAAUUUUUGCUCCAUAAAUAAAUAAAACAAUAUUAAUGAAUCAAUUUCAUAAAUGGACUUCAAUAAAAUUCACUCAUAAUAUUAAUUGAAUAAUUAAAUAGAAAAUGAUUAUAAUAUUAAAAAGUAAUUCUAAGAUAAGAAAUAAAAUUAGAUUAGGUUUUGGGAUAAAGAACCAAUCAAUGAGAAAAAUCCAUUUAGAACUUCAAGUGAUGGUAUAUCUGUUUUUGAAAACAAAAUUAAACCGCCUUGGCAAGUUUCUAAUCAAAUUAAUAAUUUAUAAAAUGAAUAAGAUGUUAAUUAGAUUUCUGAAAAUAUAUCAAUAAAUGAUUUUGAUUAAAUAUAGGAAAAACAAGAAAAAUAAUCUACAACUUCUAUUGAAUAAUAAGUUAAUAUUUCAUUUGGUGGUUGUGAUAUAGAUAUAUAAGAAGAUUAGAAAUUAAAAAAUAAUGAUUAAAUCGAAUAUCAACAUCAAAAAAAUUCAUUAAUUUUUGACAAUUUUGUGAAUCCAAAAUUUGAUUUUGAAAAUCAUACUCCUCAAUCAAAAGAAAAAGCUAUAAAUAUAUAAAAAUAGUUAGAUUUUUCAGAAUAAACACCUGUAUUUAAAUAACCAGAAGAAAAUAAAUAAGGUUUAAAGGAACAUAAAAAAAUUAAAAUAUAAGGAGAAUCACAAAUUCCUAAAACACCAAGAAAUAAUAACUUUUUAUUUUAGAAAGGUGAUAAUAGAAAUGCUAUUGAAUAAAUUUAAAAAAACCUUUCAACUGAUUUUAAUGCUUAAGAAAAUGAAUCUCCAAAAAGAUCUAAUAAUAACUAAUUAUAAGUAAUUCAAUGA